AUGGCUUGCACUGAGGACCAGAAAGUGUUGUUUGGUACUCAUAUGAUGUUAGAGGAGGUCGGAGGCUGGUGGGAUAAUGUGCGGCAUAGAAUGGUAGAUAAAGUUCCUGAGUAUGCUACUAAGUUUGAAGAGCUGGUGAAAUUUUGUCCAUGCUAUAAUAGUGUGGCAGCUGAAGGGUCAAAGUGUACCAAGUUUGAAAGCGGCUUGCGUCCUGAGAUCAAGCAAUGUAUUGGGUAUCAAGAGACCCGCCAGUUUUCUGUGCUGGUAAAUAAGUGCAGAAUAUAUGAUAAGGAUAGUAGAGCCCGAUCUUGUCACUAUAAGAGUAUUAGUGAGAAUAAAAGGAAGGAUCAUAAUUGUGGGAAACCAUAUAGUGAUCCAGUUGACAAAGGGAAGCAGAAGCCUGAGCGAGAAUUGCACAUGUGGGAAAGAGAAAAGAUGUCAGAGCAUGUUCACAUUAGUACUCAAUGUCAAAAACCAAAGAAGGCUCAGUCUAGAGGGAAAGUUUUUGCUUUGUCUGGAGCAAAGACUACUGCAUCUAAUAAAUUGAUUCAAGAUACAUGUCUUAUUAAUGGUAUUCCGUUGAUAUCUAUUAUUGGAAUGGGUGAAACACACUCGUUUGUAUCAACUAAGUGUGUGAAAAGAUUGAAUCUAGAAGUGUCUGCUAUGAAUGACAACAUGGUCCUUGAUACCCCAUAUAAUGGUUCAGUGACUACUUCGUUGGUGUGUGUGAAUUGUCCUUUGACAAUUUAUGAUAGAGAUUUUUGGAUUGACUUAGUAUGUUUGCCUCUAAGUAAACUUGAUUUUAUUAUGGGAAUGAAUUGGUUGGAGUUCAAUCAUAUGCAUGUCAAUUUAUUUAAUAAAUUGGUGAAGUUUCUUGAAUUUGAGGAGAGUAUGAAAUCGAGUUUCAUGACCGCGAUAAAUGUAGGGAUUUCCUUGAAAGAGAGUGCUCAAGUGUUCAUGGUGUUCGUGUCCUUGAGAGGGGGAAGUGAAAGAACGAUUGUUGAACUACCUGUUGUGUGUGAGUUUCCUGAAGUGUUCCUAGAUGACAUUAGUGAUUUUUCGCUGGAGUGCGAACUUGAGUUUGCCAUAAUCUUAAUACCUGGUACUAGUCUUGUGUCGAUGGAUCCUUAUAGAAUAUAUGCUUCAUAA
Molecule: messenger RNA, 1149 nt
Organism: Lathyrus oleraceus (garden pea)
Lineage: Eukaryota; Viridiplantae; Streptophyta; Magnoliopsida; Fabales; Fabaceae
Exons: 4
Coding region: 1-1149 (382 amino acids)
Source: RefSeq, a predicted model, not a curated record